This is a messenger RNA of Seriola aureovittata, 950 nucleotides long. RefSeq lists its product as uncharacterized. Gene Ontology annotation, cellular component: plasma membrane; SNARE complex. The record is from RefSeq and is a predicted model, not a curated record. Lineage: Eukaryota; Metazoa; Chordata; Actinopteri; Carangiformes; Carangidae. Gene Ontology annotation, biological process: SNARE complex assembly; vesicle fusion; vesicle-mediated transport. The coding region runs from base 165 to 476 and encodes 103 amino acids. Gene Ontology annotation, molecular function: SNAP receptor activity; syntaxin binding. The transcript has 3 exons.
CAACCUUCAGCAGACAUUUGUUCAGCUCUCAUUGUGUGACUCAUGCAGUCACAUGAAGCACAGGCCUCUACGUUUGUUUAUUAUACCAACAGCACUGGAUAACUGGACUUUGUGGAGGAUUUAGUUUUUGUGUAUGAAGCUGAGUUGUUUUGUCGGUUGCUGCAAUGGCUGACACAAGCUCUCAGUCACCGACCUCCGGCUCGUCGGCCAAGCUUGACCAAGUGCAAGGUCAGGUCAAUGAGGUCAAAGUGAUUCUGAAAGACAACAUCAACAAAGUGCUGGAGAGGGGCGACAGACUAGACGAUCUGAUCGGGAAGACUGACGACCUGCAGGCGUCAGCUGACUCGUUCCAAAGAACAUCCACACGGGUCGCCAGGAAAUACUGGUGGAAAAACAUUAAACUGAUGAUUAUAAUUGGCAUAGUUGUGCUGAUCAUUGUCAUCCUCAUCAUCCUCUUUGCCACAAAGGUUAUUUAAAUCCUAUCUUUAACCAGCUCGGGACUGAAAGCAAUGAAGGUGGUGGAUAAAGCUCAAGUAGAGACAACAUUCAUUGAGCGUUUAAUUUCUCAAGAGUGAUCAUUUCAGAUCAAAAAGAGAGAUAUGUCAUAUUUCAAGAUUAAAAUGUGUAUGUAAAUGAUUUCUUAACAUCUGAAAGCUUGUUGAUUAGUUUUCUCCGCAACAUCUUGUGUUGUGGAGAUAAAAUUCAGAGCAGCAGUUUAAAUUUGGCUGAAAUCCUCCUUUAACACUCCAAGUCACUAACGUGACGUUGAACCACUCUAUUCAUAUUUCACACAGGAUCACAAAGCCUAAUAAGUGUUUAUUAUUUUUAUUUGUCACUUUUCUUUAUGUCCAAUACACUGUGUAUAUAUAAUGUACGUUUAUGACUGUCAAACUCUGUAAUAACAUAUGUAUUAUAAGACUGAUGACUAUGAUAAAGAGGAUAAAUUGUGA